AUGUUUUUCUUCUUUCUGAGUAAGAUUUACUCAGCUUCAAUUAACGAUUGGACCAAUAUUUUUGGCAAGCUAGAUUAUCCAGAUGAGUACGCUUACCUUCAAUCGCGGGUUUCAAUAUAUGAAAAUGGAGAUUAUUUCAUUUAUGAUUGUACUUUCAAGAAUACAAAAUCCGCUAUAGUAUCAAGAACAGAUGGAUAUACAAGAGUAAUGCUUGAGUCCAUCACUUUCGAUUCUUGUUACAAUGAAAAAUCUGGUGGUUCAGUUUUCAUAGAAAGCUUUGGAACAUCAACAUAUCUCCUUAGCCAUAUAUGCGCAUAUAGAUCACAUCUUGCUGCGAAGCAAAAUGCUAUCGGAACUUUUGCAGUUUUUCAUCUUGAUAAAAAGUCCGAAAACAUCCUAAACUUCACACAUUCCGCAUUGGUUAAGUGUUAUAAGGAACCAGCGAAGUCAUUUUAUACUUUAGGAAUUGACGGCGGAAAAGAAAAUCUGAAUUAUAAAUCAGCUCCAGGCGCAAUAUUAGCACAUGUUUAUAGCACGUUAAUAAAGUUCUCAACAUUUGCUAACGAUACAACAAGCGGAAAUGCAAUUUUGAUUUUGGACCAAGGAAAUUAUACAACCAAAUCAUCUUCUUUUGUAUCCAACAAGUCUCCUUUGGUUGCUUCUAAUGUUCUUUCAAAAGGAACUGUAAAAAUCAUUGAUACUCAAUUUUUAUCCAAUGAAAUGCGCUUUAUAGCAGCGGUUGAACCUGGUUAUUCACUUUUACUUAACAAAUGCUAUACUCCAAGCAAUUCCAGGUUCAAAGGCGAGGUUCAAAACUUAAAUCCGACUGAAUUCAGCCAAACUAAGGAAAUUAAGAUGUUUGGAACAUACUUAUGCCGUACGUAUGAACCGACACCAAGUCCUACGAAAGAAUCUGAUAUGAAAUAA
This is a messenger RNA of Trichomonas vaginalis G3, 927 nucleotides long. RefSeq lists its product as uncharacterized. The transcript has a single exon. Lineage: Eukaryota; Parabasalia; Trichomonadida; Trichomonadidae. The coding region runs from base 1 to 927 and encodes 308 amino acids. The record is from RefSeq and is a predicted model, not a curated record.